CAAAUCCACAUCCCAAUCCCAUAAUCCCGUUCGAAUUCGCCCUAGAGGGAACGUGCAGAGGGCAUCCUAUUCUGAGACACGAGAAGGCGCCGAGCCCCGCGAGCUUGAGAGGUAGAGGGAUAUAGAGAGGGAGAUCUGCGCUCUAGGGUUUUGGUAUAUCCAGGUUUCCCAAGGGGGCGAGUGUGAGAGAUUUAGAGAGAGAGGGGUGAGAACGCUGAGUGCUGAGCUGAGAGAGAAGGUGGAGAGAAUUUUUCUAUUUUUAAAUGUUUUAGGAAUUUCUCCCCCUGCUGCCGUCGGUUCUCUGUCCUUGCAUCUUGUCGAAUUUCCUCAUGGAGCAGCGAAAACUUGUGGUUUUGGGUAUUCCUUGGGAAGUCGAUACUGAGGGGUUGAAAGAUUAUAUGAGCAAAUUUGGUGAAUUGGAAGAUUGUAUUGUCAUGAAGGAGCGGUCAACUGGCCGGUCUCGUGGUUUUGGAUAUGUUACAUUUGCAUCAGUUGAUGAUGCUAAGACAGCAUUAUCAAGCGAACAUGUUCUUGGCAAUAGGAUGCUGGAAGUCAAAGUGGCCACACCAAAGGAGGAGAUGAGGGCACCAGUGAAGAAAGUUACCAGAAUUUUUGUGGCCAGGAUUCCACCAUCUGUAACAGAAGCAACUUUUAGAAGUCAUUUUGAGAAAUAUGGUGAGAUAACAGAUUUAUACAUGCCAAAGGACCAGGGCUCAAAAUCACACCGGGGAAUUGGUUUCAUAACUUUUGCUAAUGCAGAAUCUGUGGAGAAUUUAAUGGCAGAUACUCAUGAACUGGGAGGUUCUGCUGUGGUUGUUGAUCGGGCAACACCAAAGGAAGAUGAUUUCAGGCCUAUUGGCAGAAUGUCACAGGGAGGGUAUGGUGCAUACAAUGCAUAUAUAUCUGCAGCAACUAGAUAUGCAGCCCUUGGUGCUCCUACUUUGUAUGAUCAUCCUGGCCCAGUUUAUGGAAGUAAGGGAGAACCCAUUCGUGGAAUGGGCAAAAAAAUUUUUGUUGGCCGCCUUCCCCCUGAAGCAACAGCUGAUGAUCUUCGCCAGUAUUUUGGAAGGUUUGGCCGUAUUUUAGACGUAUAUGUUCCAAAGGAUCCCAAGAGAGCAGGCCAUAGAGGUUUUGGUUUUGUAACUUUUGCUGAAGAUGGUGUAGCAGAUCGUGUCUCUCGGAGGUCUCAUGAGAUUUGUGGACACCAGGUUGCUAUAGAUUCAGCCACGCCUCUUGAUGAUGCUGGGCCCAGUUCGAAUUUUAUGAUGAGCAGUGUGGAUACUUUUGGGGGAUAUGGUGGUCCUAUGCGCACCUAUGGGAGGAUGUAUGGUAGCCUGGACUUCGAUGAUUGGGGUUAUGGAAUUGGAAGUGCAAGACCAUCGAGGGCAGAUUGGAGGUAUAGGCCAUACUGAGGAGCGUGAAGCAUGAGUUUCAACAAUUAGUGGUCUUUCUACCAUCAGCUCCGUUGGUUUGGAUUGACCUCUCUUUUGUAAACAUCCAGAUAAACACUUUGUUGUUACUUUAUUAACUUAUUCAGUUAACAGUAAUGGAACGCGUGGUGAAAAAACGGAUUGGCGUCUGUAACAUGUACUUUGCAGGCAUGUCUACUGUUAUAUGUUCUCUUAUUAUAGCCCCUAGCUCAAAGGGAAAAUUAUAUCGAUGUGAUUAACUUUUAAAUUUUAUGAAUUCGAUGAUUUCAUGGUUAUUUUCA
Messenger RNA from Neltuma alba, 1711 nucleotides. RefSeq names its product heterogeneous nuclear ribonucleoprotein A/B-like. NCBI's taxonomy places the organism in Eukaryota, Viridiplantae, Streptophyta, Magnoliopsida, Fabales, Fabaceae. Gene Ontology annotation, molecular function: RNA binding. Bases 330 to 1412 code for a protein of 360 amino acids. The record is from RefSeq and is a predicted model, not a curated record. The transcript has 14 exons.